Messenger RNA from Solea solea (common sole), 4990 nucleotides. It is a transcript of the gene mark3a, whose product is annotated as MAP/microtubule affinity-regulating kinase 3a. The record is from RefSeq and is a predicted model, not a curated record. Gene Ontology annotation, biological process: intracellular signal transduction; protein phosphorylation. Gene Ontology annotation, cellular component: cytoplasm; plasma membrane. NCBI's taxonomy places the organism in Eukaryota, Metazoa, Chordata, Actinopteri, Pleuronectiformes, Soleidae. Bases 587 to 2341 code for a protein of 584 amino acids. Gene Ontology annotation, molecular function: ATP binding; protein serine/threonine kinase activity. The transcript is spliced from 15 exons.
GCCGCUGAGUAGCCAUUUUGGUUUCCACCUAAAACAGCUUCACUUUGGGCCACCGGAGAUGGAAGAAACCGAACCGACGGCGAGUGUUUCAGCCGCCGAAACCUUCUGAACCCCCUCAGCAAACAUCCACCGCGGACUCUCGAAACCAUGUUCGCUUCCACAUUGUUGUUUUUGUGAGGGAAAAAGCGGCCCGGAGCGAUUUUUGUUUGGAAGUGGCGACUCGACAGCGCCUUAGUUGAGUUAGCUUCACGGACUCAAAACCCGAACCGGACAAACGGACACUGGGUUGGAUUUGAGCCCACGCCAUGAACAGUGUUAACCGACCGUGUUAACGUUGAAUUAGCUGUAUAUAUUUUUUUAUGUUUUUGUUUUUUCCCCCUCUUGUCGCUCACAGUUCAUAUGUUCACUUCGAACACGUCCGGUCUGGUUUGAAAAUUGUCACGAUCCAUGCUGAGACAGUUUCCCCCGGAGAAAGAGCCGCAGAGCGAGGCGAUCUUUUUAAUUUUCUCCUGAAAGAGGGAGUCGGUGGAUUUUUUUUACAGACUAUUUUUGGACUGGUCAAGGAAGCAGCAUUAACUCAAUAAAGAUGUCAACAAAAACUCCCUUACCUACAGUCAACGAGAAGGCGACGGAAAGUCACACGUCUCACGGUAAUGGACGUCAGGAGAUCAGCACGCGCUCGAGCCGCACCGGCGUGCGGACGCGCAGCUCGGAGGAGCCGCAGCAGCCGCACGUCGGCAACUACCGGCUGCUCAAAACCAUCGGCAAGGGCAACUUCGCCAAAGUCAAACUGGCCCGACACAUCCUCACCGGCAGAGAGGUGGCAAUUAAGAUAAUAGACAAGACGCAGCUGAACCCAAACAGCCUUCAGAAGCUCUUCAGAGAAGUUAGAAUAAUGAAGAUCUUGAAUCAUCCAAACAUAGUUAAGCUUUUCGAGGUGAUUGAGACGGAGAGGACGCUCUACCUGGUGAUGGAAUACGCCAGCGGAGGAGAGGUGUUCGACUACCUGGUUGCACAUGGAAGAAUGAAGGAAAAAGAGGCCAGGGCUAAAUUUAGACAGAUCGUGUCGGCGGUGCAGUACUGUCACCAGAAGCACAUUGUUCACAGAGACCUCAAGGCCGAGAACCUGCUCCUCGACGCCGACAUGAACAUCAAGAUCGCCGAUUUCGGCUUCAGCAACGAGUUCACCAUGGGCAACAAGCUGGACACGUUCUGCGGCUCUCCACCAUACGCCGCGCCGGAGCUUUUCCAGGGGAAGAAGUACGACGGGCCGGAGGUGGACGUCUGGAGUCUCGGGGUCAUACUGUACACGCUGGUCAGCGGCUCGCUGCCCUUCGACGGACAAAACCUCAAGGAGCUGCGCGAGCGCGUCCUCCGAGGAAAGUACCGCAUCCCCUUCUACAUGUCCACAGACUGCGAGAACCUCCUCAAACGCUUUCUGGUGCUCAACCCGUCCAAGCGGGGAACGCUCGAGCAAAUCAUGAGGGAUCGAUGGAUCAACACGGGGUUCGACGAGGACGAGCUGAAGCCUUACACUGAACCGGAGCUGGACAUCACGGACCAGAAGAGAAUAGACGUGAUGGUGGGAAUGGGCUACAACCUGGACAAGAUCCAGGAGUCUCUGGCCAAGAUGAAGUACGACGAGAUCACGGCCACGUACCUGCUGCUGGGCAGGAAGGCUUCUGAGCUGGAACCCAGCGAGUCAGCCUCCAGCAGCAACCUCUCUCUGGCCAAACCCAGACCCAACAGCGAGCUCAACGGUCAGUCGCCCGCUCACCUCAAAGUGCAGCGGAGCGUGUCGUCGUCCAACCACAAACAGAGACGUUACAGCGAACAAGUCGGUCAGAACGUCCCUGCAGGGAUGUCUAAUCCGAAGAGGAGUCAGACGACUACGGCGGAGAACAACGCCAAGGAGGAGAGCGGCGUCCAGCUCCGGAAACCCAGCACGCCGGGCAGCCGCGGGGCUCCGCCCGCCAGCCCCCUGCUGGGCAACGCCAACAACCCCAACAAGGCCGACAUCCCUGACCGCAGGAAAGGCGCCACCACGGGCCCGAGCAAUAUCACUGCGUCGGCAGGCAUGACCAGAAGGAACACGUACGUCUGCAGUGACAGGAACAACGCGGACCGCCUCGCCGUCAUCCCCAACGGGAAAGAGAACAGCAUGACAGAGAUGGCUUGUGCCACUAGCCCCUCAUCUGCCUUUGCGGCUACUGUGCUGGGUGCCUCGUCCAGUUCGGUGCGGCUGAGGUAUCAAACCGCCGGCCCUUUGCACACUUGCCAGGCAGGCUGGGCCACGCUGCCCCACUCCUACUACGAUCUGGACUACAGCGUGCCCAAGUAAGACGAGACAAGACGGCAGGGCCUCCAAACGUCCCCCCGUCUGUCUGUCUGUCUGUCUGUCUGUGUGUGUCCCCUCUCCUGUCUGAGCCUCUGAUCGGCCCCUCGCUAACCCACAAGUCAGCCGCCUUCACUCUCUAACUCCACCACUAAACCAUGGACACAUUUCCUGCAACUGUAAACAAAGUGCAUCCCACCUGUUUUUUCAUGUCAGUGUCUGAAGUCGAUGUUUGUCAGAGCAGAACAGGUCAAACUACACAGACUACACCUAUCAGAACAUAGCACACCUUUGAUUUUUAUUGUAAAUUUGUCAUAAAAAGACACGAGUAGAGACAGCAGCGAUAGACAGUUGGCCUGUUAGCAAGCUAGCAUAGAUAGAUAGUUGGCCUGUUGGCAAAUUAGCAUAGAUAAAUAGUUGGCCUGUUAGUAAACUAGCAUAGACAGGUAGUUGGCCUGUUACCAAGCUAGCGUAGAUAGAUAGUUGGCCUGUUAGCAAACUAGCAUAGAUAGUUGGCCUGUUAGCAAACUAGCAUAGAUAGAUAGUUGGCCUAUUAGCAAGCUAGCAUAGAUAGUUAGUUGGCCUGUUACCAAGCUAGCGUAGAUAGAUAGUUGGCCUGUUAGCAAACUAGCAUAGAUAGGCAAACAUAUAGUUGCUAGUUGUUAGUGAGCUAGCAUCGAUAGCAUAGACAGAUGGGCAGAUUGUUAGUUGGCUAAUUAGCAAUCUAGCAUAGAUGGACAGAUUGAUAGUUGACUAGUUAGCAAGUCAACAUAGAUAGGCAGAUUGAUAGUUGGCUAGUUAGUGUGUGUGUGGAUGAACACUGGUUUGUGUAAACAGAACAGGUGAUGCCAUUUUACUGACAGUUCAGUGAUUUAAGGAAACAUUUCACCAGCGUCUGACAUGAGUGUAGUUUCAGACACUGACCACUGGAGGCACAAGGACAGAAAAAUAUGUAUCCCCACACUGACGUUGUGUGUGUGUGUGUGAUGGUAUUUUUCCUGCUCUGCGUUAUUCGUCCUCCUGCUGGUCAAACUGAACGACGCAGUCAUUUACAAUAUAACAGCAACUUCUCUCAGCUCUGCUCCUGACCUCUCCUCUGCCCUCUGCUGUCACCUUUGACCCUGAUCUUCUCCGUCUGGAUCCUCCUCAUCUGUUCAAACACGACGGACGAGCUCCACCGCUCACCGGCUCCCCCUGCUGUCCCGGCACCCUCAGACACUUCUGUUCUGUUCACACUGUGAAAAUGAUCAGGGACAAAAAAUCAUGAAGAGCUUGAUCUCCAGGACAGGAAAUUAAAUGCAGCUGGAUCCUGAUAAACACCUUUUCCUUCUUUUUCCAAAUUUCUUCUUUGGCUCAUGAACUGAUUUAAAUCAUAAUUUUCUGUUUCCUGUUUCCACCUGAAGAUGUUUAGCUGGAUUUUGACUGGAGGAGCCUCCGUCUGAGUUCCUGCUCUACUUUGCUUACCACAAAGAUUGGGGUCAGCAGUGCAGCAGAGGGUCGUUUUUAUUAUAAGUAUUAUUAUUAUUGGUGUAAUUCAAAGCUUGUAUGUAGGAGUUAACAUUAGGGAUGAUGGGCAGACAUUUCUGGAGUUUAACAACAAAUUAGGUUCAGUGUAAAGCUUUAAAAAAAAAAAGAAUUAUGUGUUAUGAUGGUGAGAUAAUAAAGAUUUCAGCAGUGAAUUUCUCCUCUGCAACUUUCAUUUAGUCAACAAAACAAAACAAGCAUAGAUGGAGAAUUGGCUCAUUAGCAUAGAUGGAUAUUUGGCUUGUUAGCAAGUUAGCAUAGAUAGUUGGCUUGUUAGCAAGUUAGCAUAGAAAAAAUAUGAAAUGUAUAAAAUAUAAGGAUAAUAAACACAGCUAUAAUCAUGGGUAAAUGUAUCAACAAAUGAAUAAAUUGUAAAAUAAUGGCAUCAUUUUUGGGGGUUUUAACCUCUUUUAUCUGUCUCAUUUGUGGUAGAAACAAAGCAUUUGUUUAUUUCACUGUGUCAUUUGGUGGAAUGACUAAAAAUAACUUUUUUACAUCUGCUAUUUAACAUAAGAAAAACAGGUUUAAACAUUUUAUCUGAAUCCGUCAGCUGCUUAUUUACAUUUGUCCCUGUUAAAUUUAAUUUCCUGCCCUGUUGACAUCUAACACGCAACAUCCAUUUAUCCUAAACUCACAUUAGGCAACAUUAGAAACCCAUGUCAGCACAGACACGUGGAUUCAUUGAAAAGAUGACGACAAAAAUGUGACGCAACAGUUUCAAGCUGCUUGUUGUUUUUUUCCACUCCAGUCGUGUAGCUGCAUCAUUUGACCUUUGUUGUUGUUGUUGACAGACACAGGAGCGGGUUUCCCACUGAAGACAGUAGGGGUGUCGGGACGUCUCCACACGCAUCAUAAGGAUGUGGACGUAACUACGACAACAACUCCGUUAACACAGACGACUCUUCUGUCCUCAUUUGGAGCGAAACAUUUAACAUCACAUUUAAAAAGCUCAAGUUAAAUUUGUGUACUAGUUAUUCUGCUUUUACUGAAUAUGUGAGGAGUUAAAGAUAAUUCAUGAGCGCAGGUUCAGUGACGUGCACGUCUGCAGUGGAGAAAACUCGUCGUCCAAACACCUGAUCACACCUGACUCCGCCCCCCUCUUCUUCCUCUCUUCUCCGUCCUCCCGCAGCA